CGGUUUUGGAUCAUAUCGAUUCGGAGUUUCUGUUAUAGUCGCUGCUCUUAUUCAUCAAUGGAAACCUAUAAGAUACACUACUUAACAAUUUCCCUUCUCAUUAGGCUUUCGACUACGGCUGAUCAGACCGUGCCUGUUAUAAUGUGGUCAUCGGCAAAGGCAUUGUGGAAGACGGUGAAUAUUCCACAUGAAGAGCACCCUGGGCCACACAAAGAAGUGCUGGAGCUGUCCACAUAUCUCAAUCCUGUUUUCAACAGGGGUCCAAAGAAAGUAGUACUUUUCUGGCAAGACAAGCUGAACAUCCAUGAUAUUAUCAAUCUUGAUGGCAAGUUGGUCCACACAUUUUCAAAUAUUCAGAAUGCCUUGGAUUCUUCUCCAUCUUCCAUUGUCUUACCAGCUGUAAACCAGCAUUGGACAAAUCAGCUGCCUAGAUAUCUACAAGAGAAGCUUGGAGAAAACCCAAUACAUGUGGAUUACUUAUCUUCUUGGAAUCCAGAACUGAGCAGCACAAAAUCAUCUCUAUUAAUAGUGAAAUUGCCAUCAACUGACAGACAUGCAGUGACACCAGACACCAAAGUCCUAGCUGAUGAUGAUGUCAUUGAACUGGUCAUCAAUACGUUAAAAGCAAACAGUGUUCCUUACACAGCUAUUUUCACAGCCAGCAGGAGUUCACAGGUGGUUAGACAUACUUUCAAUGAAGUAAUGAAUACAGGUAGACAGCUUUUGCAAGUACCAAGCUGGAACCAGCAUCCUCCCAUAAAUGUUACAGAUGGUGAAAUACCCUGCAUUCUCUUCAGAGCCAAGAAGGUAACACUCCGAUUUGGAGACCAGCCUGAGAUAGAUUUGACAAACAGAACUUUUGGGAGCACUGCUAAAGUUAAUACCAGGGAUUCAACAUGUACUUCGGAUAAAGCUACGCUUUCCUUGAACUAUGGUGAUGUUGGAAAUCUAAAGCAACUUGUCAUUAGGUUUGAAAUGUCAAAUUAUUAUCACAGAACUUCUGUUCAGAACUGGUUUACCCUGGAUUUUGUCCAGAUCUUCCACAACAAUUCAUUACAAGCAAUGUUCAAUGCAUCUGAAAUAUUUGCUCCAGUUACAAAUUCAUACCACUGUCAAUACAUCAGCAGCCUGCAGAAACAUGAAGCAUUACUGGUGCCCAGAUCCAAAGAGGACACUACAAGAUUCUGGCAUAUCACCUUUGUGGAGUUUCAGAUUCAAGGCUUUAAUAUUAAGGCAGGACAGUUUGCCUCUGCCAGAGACUGUGCCUCAUUCUUCACACCAGCUGUCUUGAUGGGCCUUGUAACUUCUCUCAUACUCGUGCUAGUUUUUGCUUAUGCAGGGCAUAUGCUGAUCCACUUAAAGAGGAUGGAAGAGUACAAUGAAUCCAAAUAAUUGUUUACAACCCUAAGAUGGAAGAACCUCAUUAUGUAGAGUAAUCACCACUAAGACUGUGCCCAAAAUUGCAAAUUCUUUAGCUUGCAUUUUCUUCACCUUACUAUCUGAAAAUCGGGCAAUAUUUCGGCAGUUGGAUGAGGAGAAUCACUACACUUUCCAACUCAUCAAAAUGUGUCACAUUUUAGUCAUAACACAUUUUCUAGUGGGUUAAACCAUUGCUGAAAGAAGCAUCCACCUUAAACAAGCAGGGACUUUAUUUAAUAUGCUGAUAGCAAGUUGGUCUGGUACAUCGCUUGCUAUAGAUCUGGCAUGUAGGGUACCUGAUGGAAAGAAUGUUUUCUGAAGUGGGUGAUAGAUAGCUGUUAGUAUCCGAAAGCUCAUAAAGAAGGCAGCAUAAUAUAAACAUCACUAUGUUUUAGCCAUUUUAAAUUAUUUUUCCUGUUGGCACUUAAAGACUCUCAUGAUGAGUCUUGUGUCAACCAGUUAUGUAAUUUUACCCCACACCACAACAAUAGGAAAUACCUUAUAUCACAUGUCUGGAGGAAAAUGAAGCCCUACAGAAAGGUCUGAGCAGAACAGGCUGUGAGAUUUUUCGAUCAAUUCACUACCUAGAAAUCAGAAGCUGAAACCCCAAGUAAUUUUUUUCCCCUGCAGCCCAAGCACAAAGAGACAAAUAAAGCAAUGGAAAUAUAGAAGCUUAAGUGAGCCUACUUGAUAAAACAUUUUCAAUCAUCAUCUGCAAAGAAAUAUUCAGAUUUUCACAAUAGGCACUUCAGGAAGACCUGGCCUGAGUACUCACACUGCUAAUAAUCGCUUGUCACUUUUGUGGUCCUGCCAAUCGCACAAUUAAAAACCAAGAAAGAACAGAAGUUAAUGACAAGAUCACACAAAAUUCCCUUCCUGACUCCCAUAUUAGCUAAGAUUUCUUAACAGCUGUCUCUCCUCAGGCUCUGUCCCUCUCUCCUUCAAAUCUGACAGCAUCACCCAUCUCAGAAAAAGCAAGCCUUAACUCCUCCAUCCUGCAAACUAUCACGCCAUCUCCAACCUCCCUUUCCCCUCCAAGGUCUUUGAAUGUGCUGUUGCCUUCCAAAUUUGUGCCCAUCUUUCCCAGACUCCAUGUUUGAAUCCCUCCAAUCAGAACAAGUGUUCAAAUGAGAAGCAUUUUAACAGAAAGCUUAAGUUCUUAUCUAUGUACGUGUAAAAAAAAAAUGCAAUACACCUUCACAGUUACUUGUUCUGUAAUUACUUUGUUUUGUAAAAUCACCUAUAAUUCUUUUCAUUUAAAAAAAAUAGAAAGGUAGACAAGAAAAUUAAAAUCUCUGAAGUGUGUUUUGCCUAACUUCUUUGAAACUGCUUUAAAUUGCCCAGUGUUUCACAAUGUUUGUGGUUUUACAUCAUUAAUUUUGAUAUUAGAAGUAUUUAAAAACCUAAUAUUGCAGUUUUAUGUUGCUCCUUUUUGCUACUUCUAUAAAUAUUUAACUGUGACCAUAUCAUAAAUAAAUGCAGAAUGGAAGUAAUAAAAAUAAAAUGAUGGAACCACAUAAUAGCACACAAACUUCAAUAAAUUAAAAUAGCAAAUGCAGGUCAUAUAGAUUUACAGUGAUGGAAAGAAUAAAUGUUUUAUACUUUAAUCCCUGAGGCCUCCUUCUACCAAGGCACACUCCAAGGCAAGCGGGAAAUCCCUGUAGAGAUGUUGGGUCAGUCAUUUAACUAUUUAAAUAACCAAUUAAUUGAACCCUUAACUCAGAAUUAUAGCUUUAAUAGCCAGUGCUUCCCGAGCGGUAAAGAACUUGCUAGUGUCAACAAGGUGAGGGUACAAUGGGGAGCCAUUGAUCAAUUAAAUUAAUAGGCUGGAAAGCUCUUAAAUAUGAUACUGCUGAGCUGCUGCCCUGCCUAUGUGAAAGAUUUGUGUUAUUGGAACUUGUUCUGAGAAUGUGUUUUUACUGGUUUGCGGAAAAUAAAUUGAAAGUCCAGAGAAAAUAUCAGAGAAAGAAAUUGUUGUGAGUAGAUACAAUUGAAUUAACAGACUAUCAUCUUGUCUCCUUUCUUCUGUUGUUUCACACUGCAGGGUCUCACAGAACAAGAAACAGUUUGACCCUUUGUAGUCCCUUUUGCUGCUAUGAACAAAAAUGCUGCAUCUUGAUCAGUAUCUAUUUUAUCUAUGUUGAUUUGCAUUUGUUCAUUGUUUUCUCUGUAUCCCAGAGAUGCACAAAUAUGUUGUUUUUGCAAUAGAGUACCUCUAUUUGUGUGUCUGACCAAAUGAUCAAAUUCUGAAUACUACUUAUAUAAUAGAGGUCACUUCUUAAAAACUAGUUAUGUGAAUAAGACCGGAAUGAUUUUGAUUAAGAUACUUGGAGUUAUGAGAAUCUGAAUGUUGUCAAAAUUACAGUAUUUUUGUUGUAAUUUAAGAUCAUGUCCACAAAGAAGUGGGAAAUUAAAAAAAAGACUUUUAUAGAAA
This is a messenger RNA of Carcharodon carcharias (great white shark), 3853 nucleotides long. RefSeq names its product V-type proton ATPase subunit S1-like. The coding region runs from base 58 to 1392 and encodes 444 amino acids. The transcript has 10 exons. NCBI's taxonomy places the organism in Eukaryota, Metazoa, Chordata, Chondrichthyes, Lamniformes, Lamnidae. Gene Ontology annotation, cellular component: proton-transporting V-type ATPase complex. The record is from RefSeq and is a predicted model, not a curated record.